This is a messenger RNA of Elaeis guineensis (African oil palm), 2110 nucleotides long. Its product is annotated as serine/threonine-protein kinase RHS3-like. The record is from RefSeq and is a predicted model, not a curated record. Gene Ontology annotation, molecular function: protein kinase activity; ATP binding. Lineage: Eukaryota; Viridiplantae; Streptophyta; Magnoliopsida; Arecales; Arecaceae. Gene Ontology annotation, biological process: protein phosphorylation.
UCUUCUCCUCUCCCCACGACUCCUCCUACCUUCUCCAAUCCCUCGAUUCUUUCGCGGGGGACUCUCAUCACCAAGUCCUGUUCGGGAUUAUCCUGGUUCACGGAGGUUUCAUCUCGUAGUUUUUCUGGGUUGGAGGUUGUGGAAUUGAUCGGGAAUAGCUGACGGGGCCAAGAGAAUAUAUCGGAUUCCGAGGAUUAUUCGCAGUCGGACAAGCUUGAUAUUCACAUGGACUGUCAGAUGAAUACUGUUUUUUCGGAUAAAUCAUUGUGCAAGAACAGAAAAUCGGAUCCAAUUCCAAAGUAUAAUGGCGAUACAAUGACAAGUCUAGAUCAUGGUACUGGACCUGUCCAGUAUCCCAUUUCCAGCCUAUACCCAAGCCCAAGCCAAAUACCCGUUGCAAAUCUAGAAGCAACACCAGAGAAAGGGGAGAAAGCACUAAGCAACAAGAAAAGAUCUGAUCCAGUCACCAAAGAUGGUACUGCUUUGACAUCAGGGGACUCAUGUCCAUUGUCAAGCCACCAACCAAACCCCUACCAUAGUCUGGAAAUAACAAUGAAAUCAGAGACAUCAUCCACCUCAAUAUCUACCUCGACGACAACAUCAUGCAUGAAGUCAAGUGACGCAAAUAUCAGCAAUUCAUGUACCUCUGUAAGCCGAGACAGCACUGGUAGUGCCCACAGUGACAGCUUAAACAGUUCCACUACAGCAUCCAUCAAGCGGCACACUGGGAGUGAUUCUCGUUGGAAGGCCAUUCAGCUAGUUAAUUCCGAAGAUCCCCCUCUUGGCCUGAACCAUUUCAAGCUCCUCAAGCGCCUUGGUUAUGGAGACAUUGGCAGUGUUUAUCUUGUUGAGCUCAAGGACACUAGCACCUAUUUUGCCAUGAAGGUUAUGGACAAAGUCUCACUUGUUAGUAGGAAUAAGCUAAUCCGGGCACAAACUGAAAGGGAAAUUCUUGGCCUCCUUGAUCAUCCAUUUCUACCAACUUUAUAUUCCCAUUUUGAGACUGACAAGUUUUAUUGCUUGGUCAUGGAGUAUUGCAGUGGAGGUAAUCUACACUCUCUCCGGCAGAAGCAGCGUAACAAGUAUUUCAGUGAGCAGGCUGCACGUUUUUAUGCUUCUGAGGUGUUGCUUGCACUCGAGUACUUGCACAUGCUUGGUGUUAUAUAUAGGGACCUGAAGCCAGAAAAUGUUCUUGUUAGAGAAGAGGGCCAUAUUAUGCUAUCCGACUUUGACCUGUCGCUGCGGUGCUCUGUCAACCCAACACUAGUCAAGUCCUCAUCCAACCAUUCUCUCAUUGGCGAAAGCAUGCUGGACAGUGAGCAUGCAGUGCAGGGCUGUGUCCAACCAACUGCAUUCUUUCCCCGCAUACUUCCUAAGAGGAACCGGAAAACCAAAUCAGACUUUGGCCUUGACAAAGAGGCCCUCCCAGAACUAAUGGCAGAGCCAACAAAUGCACGUUCGAUGUCAUUUGUUGGGACUCAUGAGUAUCUGGCCCCUGAGAUCAUCCAAGGACAGGGCCAUGGCAGUGCAGUUGACUGGUGGACGCUUGGCAUCUUUUUGUAUGAGCUAAUGUUCGGAACAACACCUUUCAAGGGGUCAGGAAAUCGAGAUACACUUGCAAAUGUAGUAGGCCGGCCAUUGAGGUUCCCAGAGAUGCCAGUGGUGAGUUCAGCUGCCCGAGACCUCGUUCGCAGCCUCCUGGUGAAGGACCCAGAGAAAAGGAUUGCAUACCGAAGAGGCGCCACAGAAAUUAAGCAACAUCCAUUUUUCGAGGGGGUGAACUGGGCAUUGGUGAGGAGCUCCACACCACCUCAUGUACCUGAACCUGUGGACUUUGCACGAUUCGCUUGCAAGGAAGUUCAUAACCCUGGGAAGAAGGCCACUGAAAAUGGCAGUACUGGUAAUGAUGCGUGUAAGGUCCACACAAAUGAUUCUUCUCAUCUUGAUUUUGAGUAUUUUUGACCGAAUAUUUUGACUAGUUAUAGAAAAAAUAUUAGUAAAAUCAUUGUUAUACAUCCUCGUGAGAGGAUGACUUAUCAAUAGAAUUUAUUUGUGAGAGAUUGAAGGCUGGAUAUUAAAUCAAUGAAAAGGUGCUUGGGCACUUUUGGUU